GAGCCGGAUCCUGAGCGGGGAACACGGGCUGAAGCGGCGGCUGCGGCCCCGCCCCGGGGCUCCAUUGUUGAGGCUGCUGCGGCUCUGUCGGCUGCUCAGCUGCGCUCCAGUCGGCCCAGGCGCCGCGGCGAGGAACGAGCACUGCGAGGCGGCGGCCUGAGCGAUGGAAGAGUUAAUAGUUGAACUUCGUCUCUUUCUUGAACUCCUGGACCAUGAAUAUCUAACCUCAACUGUCAGGGAGAAAAAGGCCGUGAUAACCAACAUUCUGCUGAGGAUACAGUCAUCCAAAGGUUUUGAUGUGAAAGACCAUGCUCAGAAGCAGGAGACCACUAGCAGCCUGCCGGCCCCUCCUCAGAUGCCCCUGCCGGAGAUCCCUCAGCCCUGGCUGCCUCCUGACAGUGGGCCUCCACCAUUGCCAACGUCCUCCCUCCCAGAAGGUUAUUAUGAGGAAGCUGUGCCGCUGAGCCCCGGAAAAGCUCCGGAAUACAUCACAUCAAAUUAUGAUUCUGAUGCGAUGAGCAGCUCUUACGAAUCGUAUGAUGAAGAGGAGGAGGACGGGAAGGGGAAGAAAACUCGGCACCAGUGGCCCUCCGAGGAGGCCUCCAUGGACCUGGUCAAGGACGCCAAAAUCUGCGCCUUCUUGUUGCGCAAGAAGCGGUUCGGCCAGUGGACCAAGUUGCUCUGCGUCAUCAAAGACACCAAGCUGCUGUGCUAUAAAAGUUCCAAGGACCAGCAGCCUCAGAUGGAACUGCCGCUGCAAGGCUGCAACAUUACGUACAUCCCGAAAGACAGCAAAAAGAAGAAGCACGAGCUGAAGAUAACUCAGCAGGGCACGGACCCGCUGGUGCUUGCCGUCCAGAGCAAGGAGCAGGCCGAGCAGUGGCUGAAGGUGAUCAAAGAAGCCUAUAGUGGUUGUAGCGGCCCCGCGGAUUCAGAGUGUCCGCCUCCACCAAGCUCCCCGGUGCACAAGGCAGAACUGGAGAAGAAACUGUCUUCAGAGAGACCCAGCUCAGAUGGGGAGGGCGUGGUGGAAAAUGGAAUUACCACUUGUAAUGGAAAGGAGCAAGUGAAGAGGAAGAAAAGCUCCAAAUCUGAGGCCAAGGGCACUGUGUCGAAAGUCACUGGGAAAAAAAUCACCAAGAUCAUCAGUCUGGGAAAGAAAAAGCCAUCCACAGACGAGCAGACCUCCUCGGCUGAGGAAGACGUUCCCACGUGUGGCUAUCUGAACGUGCUCUCCAACAGCCGCUGGCGGGAGCGCUGGUGCCGAGUGAAAGAUAACAAGCUCAUUUUCCACAAGGACAGGACGGACCUGAAGACCCAUAUUGUGUCUAUUCCCCUCCGUGGCUGCGAGGUGAUCCCGGGUUUGGAUUCUAAACAUCCUCUGACGUUCCGGCUGCUGCGCAACGGCCAGGAGGUUGCAGUAUUGGAGGCAUCUUCCUCUGAGGACAUGGGCAGGUGGAUUGGGAUUUUACUCGCAGAGACGGGGUCAUCCACAGACCCGGGGGCCCUGCACUAUGACUACAUUGAUGUGGAGAUGUCCGCCAGUGUCAUUCAGACAGCCAAACAAACCUUCUGUUUCAUGAACAGGCGUGUUAUAUCUGCUAACCCAUAUCUGGGGGGCACCUCCAACGGCUAUGCCCACCCCAGCGGUACGGCGCUUCAUUACGACGAUGUCCCGUGCAUCAACGGCUCGCUCAAGGGUAAAAAGCCCCCCGUGGCAUCUAAUGGGAUCACAGGAAAAGGGAAGACUCUGAGCAGUCAGCCAAAAAAAGCGGAUCCUGCAGCUGGUGUGAAAAGGACAGCUUCGAAUGCUGCCCAGUACAAGUACGGCAAGAACCGGGUAGAAGCAGAUGCCAAGCGGCUACAGACCAAAGAAGAGGAGCUGCUGAAGAGGAAAGAGGCCCUGCGGAAUAGGCUGGCCCAGCUUCGCAAGGAAAGAAAAGACCUUCGAGCGGCCAUUGAAGUGAACGCUGGUCUUUUUGGGGACCAGGUGCCUUCUCUGUUGUUUGGAGAACCUGUGCCGGCCGCGGGAGUGAGGGCGUUUCUGGGGAUUCCAGGCAGGAAGCCACAGGCGAUUCUGGAGGAGAAGCUGAAGCAGCUGGAGGAGGAGUGCCGGCAGAAGGAGGCGGAGCGCGUCAGCCUGGAGCUGGAGCUGACGGAGGUCAAGGAGAGCCUGAAGAAAGCACUGGCGGGCGGAGUCACCCUGGGGCUGGCCAUCGAGCCCAAGUCAGGAACAUCGAAUCCACAGUCUCCAGUGUUCAGGCACCGGACCCUGGAGAACUCGCCUAUCUCCAGCUGUGACACCAGUGACACCGAGGGCCCCGUGCCAGUGAACAGCGCAGCUGUCCUGAAGAAGAGCCAGGUGGCCCCGGGCAGCUCCCCCUGCCGAGGACAUGUGUUGCGGAAGGCCAAGGAAUGGGAAUUGAAGAACGGGACAUAGGGGACAGCAGGACUGCUCCAGCCUCAGAGACUGCACACCCCCUUGCCCGUGUCCUCAUCUGUGUGACGGCAGGAAGCUCUGCCCAGAGUGGCCUCAGCUGCGCGACUCCAGAGGCUUCACGACCGAGCUCUGAGGCCAGCGCCUCUCACCCAGGCCCACUUGCAUUCCUUCUACUGUAUACUGGCGCCUUUAAAAAAGAUGUACUUGUAAGACUUUGGUCCCUAACUUUGUUAAAAAACAAAAACAAGUGAUGGAAAGGUGUUUGAAAGGAUGCUAUCAGGCAAAGUGACAUCUUUCUAACCAGUUAAGCCAUUGCUUUCACUGAUUCCAGCCCAGCCCUGGACUGAGGAUGGAUGGUUCUGUGAGCCCCCAAGUGAAACCUUUCGACGGGGAAGAGCUUGGAUCCCCGGCUGCCCCGGGCAUGAGUGUGGCUGGCGCCUGGGCACUGGGCUCGCCUCGCACACCCACCAGGAGGGCCAGGGGCUUACGCAGCCCUGACGUGGACUCUGUGUCUCGGCGUACCUUCCCCACGUGCCCAUCCCCCUCAUCAUCAGAGGUAAAGGCAUGAGAAAAUCACACUGUGAAACAUUUUUUACCUUUUAUUAUAUUUUGGACAGAUGCUUUUGUCACCAAGACAUGAAAAGCUGCCAUUCUUCUUAACCUGUUUUUUAAGAAUUUUUUUUGUUGUGUGUCACACUUAGAUCUAAGGAUUUUUCAGAGGUUCCUUAUUUUAUUAUUUGUGCUACUUUUGACAGGUAGCGGGAGGGUUCUAAUCCUUCACUAACAGUGUGCCCUCCUCCCCCUUGGGCUGGCAUCCGCAGCCCUUAAUCCACAUCGGAGCCGGCAGGUGCUCCUCCCACCAGGAGCCUCUGGGGGCAGGGGCUGGCUCCUCGCCACUGUACAGAACGUUUACUGCUGCAUGGGGCCAGGGCAGUCCUUUGAAAGGGAGGCAAGUUCUGGAACUUGAUCCCUCAUGGAACUAUAACACCUUAGAGCAUGAGGCAGGAAUUCCAGGGCCUCCUGCCCCUCUCCCUUCCUCCACCUUGUCAAGUUAAACCACGAAGGUGUGGGUGGGCCUGGCCGUGCCGCCUCUCCUGAGUGGGGUGGGUAUGGGUGGGGCCUCUUUCCCAGUUUUCUUACUUGCCUUCUGUGCAAUAUCGCUUGGAGAAUUCAGAUGCCUAAGGCAUAAAGGAAAAAAAACAGAGUUCAUGGUUUGAGCUGGUAUCUACUCCCUGGGUUUAAAAAUCAGAUUUAAUUUCUUGGUCUCCUGGAGGCUGCUGUCAGGAAUUCUCCAUUACGGGAAGACGCAGUCACUGAUGACAAAAUAAGUCGCCCCUGAAAGCCUCCGCAGGCGGGUUCACGGAGACCAGUCCCAUCAGCGACCGCCCCUUCCCUGAGCAGAGAAUAGAGAGGUGUCACACUUGGUGCAAGCCUUCUGUCCAGUGUCCAGAAUAUCCUUUAUCACGCAGAGGAAGAGAUGGCAGGAAAACACUGACAAUGAGUUUCCCCCAGAUAUGCUUUCACAGCGCCAGCCAUGUGGCACACGGGACUUUACAGUUACGAUUCAUGUUUAAGGUCGUGGCGCUUGAGGCCUGCAGGGGCCACGUUGGAUUACUCGAGUGGGAAAGUGGUCUCCCCAUGUAUAAGAAAGUUUUACAAGAAUUGGAAGCUGCUGGAGUCCACCUGAAACUUGAAUUGAUCGCAAAGCCAUCUGCCGGGAGCGUUUUGGGUUCCUGAGCCGUCAGCUGGCGUUCCUCCUCUGACGCGCGUUCCUCCCGGCCUAGUCCGUGGAGGCCCAUGACACCAGCAUCCGUGAUGCCAGCUUCCCGCUAGGACAUCCAGGCAGGUCGGGCGGGGAUGCCACACGUCUCAGGGCUGGUCCGCUGCGUUGCCAUAGAGGAGCCCUCCCUCCGGUGGGGACUUCCCACCACUGCAGGCAGCUGGGAUCACUUCGUAUCACGCAGAAUGCAUUUUCUGUAAAGGGAAAAACGUUUGCUCCCCCAUAGGUUUUGCUGCCUUCGGGUCAGAGAGUUUCCCCAGCUGAGGCUCUUGGGUUGUUCUGAUUGGGAGCCUGCUCUACCGAAGAGAACUGUGCGAGGUUUUGGUGGUUAGUAGAAGCGGGAGAUGGCCAGCCUGAGGUCUCAGUCCUGGCCCAGCACAGGGGGGCAGCGGCGAGCCGGCAGGUGAGGCGUGAGCGGCACACGGUGUGUCACAUGGGCCUGAGCCAUCACCCGCCAGCUUCCUCACCAGGUAAGGAGGCCCCGGAGCCUGAGCAGAGACUUGCCCAAGGGCACAGCUGAUUGGUGCUCGACUCCCAGCAUGCACAUUUUGUUUUAAAAAUCCAGGUUUGUAAUUCACUGCCACAACCAUAAGCCUUUUAAAGAGGAGUCAAACUUUCACGAAUCCCACUGUGGUCCAUGGAGCCUUUCAAAACGGGUGCCCUGGAAGAGGGCCCUGACAUUGGAUUCCCUCGAUGCCAGAUACGCCCUUGAAAUUUCGCAUUUGAUCAGAAAGUUUAAAGCAUUUACUUCAGAAUAAGUUAUUUAUUUGUAUAUGUUCAAUAGUUUUUAAUUUAUAGCUGUACAUAUUAGACACACACGAGCCAUCUUGCCAGAAUUCUGACAGUGAUCUCAUUUUAUCACCCUCCUAAAACAUGCCCCAGGAACAAGCACCCCUUGCCUCUGGCAGCUGCGAGUGUGUCUGAUUUCAUAAUGAAGCCAGGCUGCGGGGGCAAGAGGCCCGAUAGGCAGGCCAGGGUCCCCGGAGAAGCCACGAUGAGGUGUGCAAAGGCCGGACAGGCAGGCCAGGGUCCCCGGAGAAGCCAGGAUGAGGGGUGCAGAGGCCCGACAGGCAGGCCAUGGCUCCCUCUUCCCAGAAUCUGGGGGAAACUAGGGCAAGGCCUAUCUGUCUGCAAGGCCAGUAGCUCCCUCCCUCGGCUUCCAGAGUCCGCGGCGGUUGCAGGGUAACCAGUGUGGGUCUGCUGAGUCACCCCAGGCACCAGACUUCACCCAGGAGCACGGGCCACUGUCCAUGGGGACUUCCUUGAGACCUUCCUUUGGGGCUGGCAGGUGGCCAUUUACCAGCUGGGUCAGUCCCGUCUUGCUCUCUGUGCCUGUGCCCUGGCGUGGCCAGGCCUCACCUUCCCCUGUAUCUUACUCGUCCCAAAGUUAUUAUUGGCCAUUUCUAAAUAGACAAAACUACCCUAAAAGGUGGAGAUUUACUCCUUUUCAAAAGUCUGUUUCAAAAAGUCUGUCCUCAGCUCUGGAGGCCACCCCCAGGAAGGAGUUUGAGAUUCAUUAUCAUUAUGGCCACAAUUUGGUGCUUGUGCACGGGAUUCAAAGGGCAGUGUUGAAGCUAGGGUUAGGUGUAGGGUUGUGGGCAAAGCUCCCUUGUUGGUGGCCACACCUUACCUUUCCAAGGAGGCUGUUUACUCACCCACUAUUUGGGGGGAUGUAAAUUUUGCCCACAGACUUUGCUACCCAGGUGAGGUGCUCUGUUCAUGCUCCAAACUCAUGUCAUUUGACACCAUCCAAGGAUGGGUAGCCUGUAGUAUGGCCGGUGACCCGCAUCUAGAGAAAAGGCACCUCAUGCCACAGGGCAGGGCCGACACCCUGAGCUCACAGGUGGCCCCUGCAGUCAGGUGGAUGUCCAUGCUUGAAACAGCCUGUUCUGGGAGCACAGCCCUGGAGGUCUCCAGGUGUCAGGGUGGGCUGGCAGGGUGCCCUGCAGCUUACAUAAAGGUCGUGGCAAUACUUCCAUGUGAAAUUAUUGCCUUCCUCUUACUUUUACCAAAAUAAUUUUCUAAUGGGAACAGUAACUUCAAGUUCAUGACAUAGUUUGAAGGAGGAUCAUUCAUUUUUUCCUGGUUGUCACUGUUUUAUCCCCAUGAUGGGCUGGGUUCAUACUGUGAAACAAACUAAAGUGAAACCAAAACAUUCCUGCCGUCAGCACGUGGCACAGCACCAUGGAAACAGCAAAGCCACCUCUGUUCGUGAGUCCCCAAGCCAUAGCAGGCCACUGCAUCAUCUGUAAAGGGAAGGAAACUGCGCCUGGGAAGUGGUGGGCUUCAGACGCAUCCUUCUGCCCGCAGUUCAUGAAAUAGUUCCAGCUUUGGUCUUCCGGAAAAUCUCAGCUUCACUGUGCACAAGUAUUACCCAGUCUUUUUAGUGUAGCCGUGGAAGAUACUUUCAAAAGGAGAUCUUCAGAUCAUCAUUCUUAGGGACCAAAGGUGUUUUUAAUGAGAUAAUCUUUUUGAUUUUCUAACAAGAAAGGAAAUACUUUAAAUUUAAACAUCAACUUUUAAAUGAUACUCAGAAUUAAUUGACCACGGCGAUAGGUUGUAAAAUGUUUUCAUAUUAAGAAUGUAAUUAUUUCCUGAUUGUAUUUUUUAAAAGCGAAAGUCAUAUUUAAAAUUCUCUUUGAAAGAAACAGGCAAAGAAACAGCAAAGUUUUUUUAAAGUAAAUAUGUUGGUAGUGCCCAUUUUAAACGACUGUAAAUAUAGUUUCCCUGUUUCUCAAUGUAUUUAAUUCAUAAAGUAAAAAUUGUAUGAAAAGCAACUUGCAAGGAAAAUCCUAGUUUUCAGUCCACUCGCCCCAUUUUGUAGUAGCUUCACUGAAUUUCCUGCUUUCCCGGUUGAUUUUUCUACUGUUUCACGUGGUGUAACCCUAGACUGGCGCCCUUGGCGUGCACCUUUGUGUAUGAAUAAACUUCUCUCC
This is a messenger RNA of Rhinopithecus roxellana (golden snub-nosed monkey), 7156 nucleotides long. RefSeq names its product actin filament associated protein 1 (gene AFAP1). Gene Ontology annotation, cellular component: cytosol. The coding region runs from base 164 to 2440 and encodes 758 amino acids. The transcript has 17 exons. The record is from RefSeq and is a predicted model, not a curated record. NCBI's taxonomy places the organism in Eukaryota, Metazoa, Chordata, Mammalia, Primates, Cercopithecidae. Gene Ontology annotation, molecular function: SH2 domain binding; SH3 domain binding.